AUGGUCUUAGCGAGGUGUGUAGAGGACCCUGAUGUGACAUCUGGUGUCCACGUUGAUCCUUUUAUCUCCCGGCUGCUUACUGAGGAUUACAGGUCCCUGCAGGAGCAGCACAGGGACCAGGUUCAGAUCAUGAACAUGUUGGAGGCGUUCAGGCUGCUACCGGUCUACUGGCUCCUGGUGGUUCCGGUUCUGGCUCAGGUCCGCCACCCUCUACCUGUGCUGUGGAUGUCGGUGGGGGACAACCUGACAGCCGGCGUGUCCGUGGCGGUCCGACUGGCUCUGCAGGACCUGAAGAGACAACCGCCCCCGCUGGGGGACUACGAGGUCCAGUUCCAGCUGCUGGACUCUCACUGUGACCCUGCUGUGUCCCUCAAAGCCCUGUUUGACGCCAUGUGGGCGGAGCCCAACUACCUGCUGCUGUUCGGGGGGGCGUGUCCAUCUGUGACGGCGCUCAUUGCUCGAUCUCUGCCGGCUCUCAACCUGCUGCAGGUCUCGUUUGAAGCCUCGUCCCCAAGCCUGUCCAACAGGAAGCUGUACGGGAACCUGUUCAGCACGGUGCCGUCAGACCGAGCUCUGAACCAGGCCACGGUGAAGCUGCUGCAGCGCUUCAAGUGGACCAGAGUCGGUGUGAUCACACAGGAGGGACCCCGACUUUCAGAGAUGAAAAAGGAUCUGAGCCGACAGCUGCUGAAGGCCGACGUUCAGGUGGUUUCCUCAGAAAGUCUCUCUGAAGAUGUCUGCAGCAGCUUGAGGAGGCUGAAGGAAAGUGAUGUUCGGAUCAUCAUUGGUCAGUUUGAGGAGGAUUCUGCCUCUGAGGUUUUCUGCUGUGCCUACAGACUGAACAUGUUUGGAGCUCGGUACCAGUGGCUGGUUGUUGAUGGAGGAACAUCUGGAUGGAUGCUGAAGGUUUCUGGAUGUACGGACGACAGUCUGCUGACGGCUGCAGACGGAUCCAUCAGGCUGCAGAUGAGACGGCUCGGCAACGCCAAGACACCGGGAAUCUCCGGACGGACUCCUCAGGACUACCAGGACUCCUACUUGAGACAGGUGAUCCAGGACAGGUCAGAUGUCAGCCCCCUCCACACCUUUGCCUACGACGCAGUAUGGGUCGCUGCCAGAGCUCUGAGUCAGGUGAUGGAGGCCGUGAAGCUCAGAGAGAAGUACAGCAGCCAGAGAAACGUAAGCGUUAGAGGGGAAGAAGUUCAGAGGACGCUGCUGGAGGCCGUGAAGCAGACGCAGUUUGAAGGAAUCACGGGUCCAGUGUUCUUUCGUAACGGAGAGAGGAUGACGUCGAUCGAGUUGAUCCAGUUUCAAGGUAGCAGAGGCGUGUUGGUGGGAGACUUCACUACUUCCACACAGCAGCUGCAACUGAUGAACCAGCUGCUGAAGUUCACAGGUCCAGGACCAGCCAGAGACCAGACUCUGGUCCUCCUGCAGCAGCAGCAUGUCAGCUUCCUGCUGUAUGGCAUGAUGUCAUCAGCUGCAGCUGUGACCAUCUUCAUCACCCUGACCCUCUUCAUCAGACGUAAACACUGGUUAAAUGAAUCUAGUGAUGGAUCCCAGGACGAGCUGCUACUGCUGGGCGUCCUGCUGUCCUCCUCCUCUGUCCUGGUCUCCGGUCUGGAUGGAGCCUCGUGGUCCUCCUGGACGUCCGAGCUCCUCUGCUCCGUGCGUCUGUGGACCGUCUCUCUGGGUCACACGGUGAGCUUCACUGUUCUGUUCAUCACAACGUGGAGGCUUCAUCCAGCCGGCUGCUCGCUGCUCCUCCUGCUCCUCGUGCUCCUCCUGGAGGUGUCGGUUUUAAGCACCUGGCAGAUCCUGGACCCUCUCAGACGGGUGGUGCUGCAGCUCGGACCGCAGAGCGUCUCUGAGGAUCAGGACCAGGUCGUCCAGCUGUUCUCUGAACGCUGCAGCAGCUCCAACAUGCAGCUGUGGCUCGCUGUUGUCUGUGGAUACAAAGCUCCUCUACUGGGUCUGGGCUGUCUGGUGGCCUGGAGCGUCCGGAUGCUGGACCACCCUGAACCCCUGAGUGUGUUCGCCGUGACAGCGUUCAGCGUGUCUGGACUGUUGGGGUCCCUGCUGACGGCCCACAAUCCUCCCGUCCAGCUGUGCGUCACCAGCGUCCUCGUCCUCGGCUGCAACGUCUUCAUCCUCAGCCGGCUGUUCGGACCGAAGGUCGGUGCGUCCUCCUGAGAAGUUAGAGACGGUGAGGACGAGGAGACGAGGAGGCUGAGCGGGUUAAACCAGCAGCUGAGGACUCUAACUGCCCAGCUGGAUGUAGAAAUAGAAUCCAUCAGCAUGCAGCUCCAUGAGACGUCUGAGCUCCACCGCGGGACAAGAGGACGACAUGCAGCAGGUGGACUCAGAUCCGUGACGUGGUCUCAUGUAGCUCAGGUCUGUUCUGAGGACAGAAACCCGGAGCGGGACCCUUUGAGUCCAGACGACAUCAACUCUCCUGAACACGUGCGGCGCCGUCUGUCCGUCCAGCUGCCGAUCCUCCAUCUUUCCUACCUUCCCACCGUCGGCGGUGCCAGCAGCUCCAGUCUGUUCGUUCCACACGACGACUACUUCCUGUUCCACUGAGCCAAUGAGACGACAGCUGUGACCUUCUGGACUGUUCUGGACCAGAAGAUUCUGGGUCACUCCGGAGGAACAGAAGGACUCCUUUAUCUCAAUAUAACAUUGAUUUGUAAUAUGACAUUACAUCACAUUUUUUACCAUUAAAAUGUUUUAUAAUUGAUUAAA
Anarrhichthys ocellatus (wolf-eel) is the source of this 2745-nucleotide messenger RNA. RefSeq names its product gamma-aminobutyric acid type B receptor subunit 2-like. Gene Ontology annotation, cellular component: G protein-coupled receptor heterodimeric complex; membrane. Gene Ontology annotation, molecular function: G protein-coupled GABA receptor activity. NCBI's taxonomy places the organism in Eukaryota, Metazoa, Chordata, Actinopteri, Perciformes, Anarhichadidae. The transcript is spliced from 18 exons. Gene Ontology annotation, biological process: gamma-aminobutyric acid signaling pathway; G protein-coupled receptor signaling pathway. The record is from RefSeq and is a predicted model, not a curated record.